Molecule: messenger RNA, 3333 nt
Organism: Neolamprologus brichardi
Lineage: Eukaryota; Metazoa; Chordata; Actinopteri; Cichliformes; Cichlidae
Gene: slc25a37
Product: solute carrier family 25 member 37
Biological process (GO): iron import into the mitochondrion
Cellular component (GO): mitochondrial membrane
Molecular function (GO): ferrous iron transmembrane transporter activity
Source: RefSeq, a predicted model, not a curated record
CGCCUAAAGCCAAGAUCCCGCCCGAACAUUAACGACAUGAAACGCGAGUGGUCCAUAUUAAUACAAACCACGCCCUCGGUCGUUACGUCACCUGGGCGCUGGAACUCCAGUAGUGAUGAUGUUGUGGUUAUCCAUGCCGCCGUUACCUCUCUUGAGUGUUGUCUGGUAAGGGAGAGCUUCUGGUAGAGCUCCCCACGCAUGGAGUUGUGCUCGGACAGUGUGGUGGCAACGCUGGAUAUGUCGCAGAACAAAAGCAAAGACGAGGAGCCUUUCAACAGUGACGGCGACUACGAGAGCUUGCCACCUCAUGUCUCCGUGACGACCCACAUGACAGCGGGAGCAGUGGCUGGUAUACUGGAGCACACAGUGAUGUACCCCGUGGACUCUGUCAAGACAAGGAUGCAGAGCCUGCAACCCGACCCAAAUGCACAGUACAAGAGUGUGUACGAGGCUCUGAAAAGGAUCAUCCGGACUGAGGGGAUCUUCAGGCCGCUGAGAGGUCUCAACAUCACUAUGAUUGGAGCGGGGCCUGCCCAUGCACUCUACUUUGCCUGCUACGAACGAGUGAAACGCUCACUGAGCGACGUCAUUCAGAGCGGCGGCAACAGCCAUUUAGCCAACGGUGUGGCUGGUAGUGUGGCAACUGUUCUUCACGAUGCAGUCAUGAAUCCAGCUGAAGUGAUAAAGCAGAGGAUGCAAAUGUACAACUCUCCGUAUCGAGGACUUUGGGACUGCAUCCGAACUGUAACAUAUACUGAAGGCGUUGGAGCCUUCUACCGCAGCUACAGCACACAACUGACCAUGAACAUCCCCUUCCAGGCUGUUCACUUUAUCACCUACGAACUGAUGCAGGAGCAGUUAAACCCUCACAGACAUUACCACCCCGGUAGCCACAUAUUGUCAGGCGCAGCAGCAGGAGCCGUUUCCGCAGCAAUUACUACUCCGCUCGAUGUCUGCAAAACACUGCUCAACACACAAGAGAACAUAGCACUCAGCUCCAUGAACGUCAGCGGUCACUUGACUGGUAUGGCGAACGCUUUCAGGACGGUGUACCAGCUCGGUGGUCUGUCAGCCUUCUUCAAAGGGGUCCAAGCUCGGGUUAUAUACCAGAUGCCCUCCACCGCCAUCGCCUGGUCGGUGUAUGAGUUCUUUAAGUACUUCCUGACAAAGCAGCAGCUGCCUCAGGAGCAUGAGGCGGGACCUCGCCCUCUCUAACAGAAAGUGCGUUUGAGCAGCACACAGGUGGGCUGAUGACAGAAAACUCAGACAUGAAGGUGUAAGAGGUCUUGGCAUUUUUCCACAUGCUGCUGAUGAAAUAACAUGACUCAUUUUUUACAAGGAAGAAUGGUGGGGGUGUGGCAGAGAGAGAAACACUCCUAACAGUGUGUUAUUUUUCAGUUAGCAAUGUUCCACAACCAUGAUAGGCAACAAAGAUCACUAUAUAUGUCUGUAUAGAUAUUUAUAUAUCUAUAUAGAUAGAUAGAUACUUGUAGAAGAAGUGAUAUUGUUCUUCCUCCAGUCCACAAACUCACCAACCCCAGCUUUUCCAAACACUCCCAUGUUGUUUGUUGUUUCUAUUUCUUAAUAUUGGAACUCCAUAUUUAUUUUCUUAGCCUGUGUGUGUGUGUGUGUGUGUGUGUGUGUGUGUGUGUGUGUGUGUGUGUGCACAGAACCAUCACAGCACAUUCUUUAUUUCCACGUCUCUGCUGAUGAGACAGCUACACGUUCCAAGUGCCUUAUAAGCAUAUAAAACCCUGCUUAACCCUUUUUCCUUUUCUGUUCUCGACAUAGGAAAUCUUCCCAUAUUUACAUUUUCUUUGGUCCAAGUUGCAUCAUGAAAAGCACACAAUUCUGCUAGAAUGAAUUAUGAAUGAAUACAGGCUCUUUGUAUUGGCAUCAGUCACAUCUGUUAAACGCACACAUAAAUCUGCAUCAAUUCUCCUGAUUGUUUUGGGGGGGUUUUUGUAUUUUUUUUUUUAAAUUAAAUACUAAAUACUUUCUUCCUGCCCCCUGAGAGAUCCCGUUUCUCUCUCGGCAUGAAGGUGUGUAGGCCGUAGCGGUCCAGCUUUUUGCCUGCACAGAACUGCAGUGCAUCUGAAUCACGCACAAUUUAAAGAUCGUUCGCUGUUACUGAAGGCAGGCAGCUUGUUUAUGUGUAUUCAAAACACGAAUACACAGCGGUGACUAUUUCCGAGAAGCCUCUCUGUUAGCCUGGUGUGAUGUUCAGCUUUCGUGUGAAUCGUGCUGACCGUGAAGAUUAAAGCUGUACAUUGUAUGUAAAAUGCUUUUUUAUUUUUGCGCACACACCCUGUGAUGCAAAGUGCAACGUGAUGACUUGACGUCAGACGUACACUUUGUUACCACGAGGCCAGUAAAAACUUGAUCGCAUCAGUAAGGGUAAGCAGGCAUUGUUAUUUCUUUUAUUUUCACUCAUCCUGUUGUAGUUACACGUUUCCUGUGUGCUCUCUGCUCUUUUCAGCCUAUUGUCAUUUUGCCAGAUCUUGAUGUUAUCCAGAAAGCAGUCAGAUGUAUUUAUUUUGAAUUAAGGAGGAUAUUUUUCUUACCCGGGAAAAGUUUGACGCAUUCUCGUUGAUCUCGCAGCCCCAUCAGCCACCGAUUCCUCACAUUUGUACAGUUGGGUAAACGAUACUAAACCAAAGACAACCUAUGCAUUCUACUUUUAAUCUGCACGAUGUUGCGUGCCUGCCUGCGGUGGAUUUUUAUUCCACUUUUUGCGAUGUAGUUUUCACUCAGUAGUGUUAAGAUUUACAGUCACAUCUUCAAGUUUGGAGCUCAUUGGUGUUCUGAGCAAACACCAUUGGACUUUUAUUUUUUGUUGUUGUUCUUUUGAAUGUCAUAAAAAAAAGUUUGAAUUAAUCUUGAAAAACUACAGUGCAACCUAAUUUUUUACAUAGUGAUAUGGUUGACUCGGAAUAGACUACAUAAACUAUUCAUAUUGAAUUGUUUUCACAUGGAUGGAUAACAUGUUUCAAUAUAAAAGUAGAUUGAUGUUUCAGUCUGUUGCACACAUUGUGUCUUUUUUUAUUUUAUUAUUCUUUUUUUAGUUGGAUCCGCUGAGGAAAAUCUCAGAUUUUGAGGUAUCUGUUAAUAACUGAGAUAUAAAAGUAGUGUCAAAAGUAUUUUGAAACAGAAAAGCUGAUGUUCUAUGUGGUUUGAAUAAUGUAAAUAUUUUUAUGAUCUUUACACACAAAAGUGAGUGUCAUCUCCAGUGACAGAAAUGCUUGAAAGUUUGACCCUGCAAAUACAAAAUGAUUGUGAUAAUGCUGCUACAGUAUGCAACACUGGAGCUGAAAUAAACAUGUAAGUGAGAAA